AUGGUUGUGUCUUGUUGGGUCAAAGGUUGCAGCAAUCGAGCAGACAAUUCAGUGAGGCGAGGUUUCGUUUCAUUUCCUGCUGUCAGAGAGAAUGAAGGCAAGUUUACGAAGAAAUUAAGUGAAGAUCGACGCCGACAGUGGCUGGCAAAUGUAAACAGGAAGGAUACGCCGUCAAAAUACUCAAAAAUAUGCUCUGACCAUUUUGUACACGGCAAACCAUCAAGUAUGUAUGACAGAUCGAAUCCUGAUUGGGCUCCAACGCUUCUUCUUGGAGAAAAUCUCUCACCAAGAAAAUCCAUGAAGAAAGAAAAAAAGAUAGAAACAGAUAAAAAAGGUAAUUUUACGUUUGUCAGAGCUCAGGAGAGACAGAAAAUAAAAGAGAAACACCAUGCUGCCAGAGCACUGCUGGAUCUGUAUGAGGAAGUUCCGAUACCCGAGUUCACCGCAACACCACUUGUUGAGAAUAUAAAAACCUGUUCUUUUGUGUACAGUGGACAAACAGAAAAACUUGAGCAAAGACCAGUUCCUAUAAAUCCAGUAACAAAAAGUCAGGUGGACAGUUAUAUUCAGCGACUCUUAACAGAAAACAUGUUGCUGAAGUCUCAGAUUAGUGGUUUAAUGUUAAACCAGGAUUCGUUCAAGGGAAAUGACGAUAAAGUCAAAUACUACACAGGACUGCCAGGACUGCCAGACUAUUUGACAUUGUUGACUAUUUUCAAUUUUGUAAGAGAAUUCCUUCCUAAACAGAGACUGUCAGAUCUUGGUGCUUUUGAACGCGUUGUGAUGACUUUAAUGAGACUUAAGUUUAACUUGUCUGUGCAAGAUCUAGCCUAUAGGUAUCAGACAUCAACUUCCACAGUUUCAAGGAUUUUCAUUACUGUUGUUCAUGUGAUGUAUGUUAGACUUAAACAUUUGAUUUACUGGCCGCAGCGCGAGGAGUUGCGACGGACUAUGCCGUUAGAAUUCAGACAGCAGUUCGCGCAGAAGACUGCAGUGGUUAUAGAUUGUUUCGAAGUUUUUAUUCAAAGACCUAAGAACCUUCUUGCCCGAGCACAAACAUGGUCUUCUUAUAAGCACCAUAACACUGUUAAAUUUUUAAUAGGCAUUACUCCACAAGGUUCAAUUUCAUUUCUGUCCCGGGCUUGGGGUGGUAGAGUAAGUGAUAAGUAUAUAACAGAGCAUUGUGGGAUACUGGAAAAGCUCCUUCCUGGCGAUCUGGUUCUAGCCGACCGUGGAUUCGACAUUGCGGAUAGCGUAGGGAUGUAUUGUGCACAAGUAAAUAUUCCGAGUUUCACUAAAGGACGGUCACAACUUUCACCAACAGAUAUCGAAACGACACGCAAAAUUGCUCAUGUUAGAAUACAGGUGGAACGCGUGAUAGGUUAG
Mercenaria mercenaria is the source of this 1386-nucleotide messenger RNA. RefSeq lists its product as uncharacterized. The record is from RefSeq and is a predicted model, not a curated record. Lineage: Eukaryota; Metazoa; Mollusca; Bivalvia; Venerida; Veneridae. The transcript is spliced from 3 exons. The coding region runs from base 1 to 1386 and encodes 461 amino acids.